Molecule: messenger RNA, 600 nt
Organism: Trichomonas vaginalis G3
Lineage: Eukaryota; Parabasalia; Trichomonadida; Trichomonadidae
Product: RING/U-box family
Exons: 1
Coding region: 1-600 (199 amino acids)
Source: RefSeq, a predicted model, not a curated record
AUGCAUGAAACAACUCCAAGCCAUGGGAAAAAGAGAGGGAAAUCAACAGAAGCAGAUAAUGCAUCACCAAUUCGCUCUUUAAGGUUUUCCAUGGAAAAUCCAGAAGAAUUGACUCCAUCCAAAGUUGUAUCAAAUAUAUAUAAAUCACCAGCUAGGGAAACGUGGGCAAAAUCAAAAAGAGACGAAAUUGAUGACUUUAUUUCAUAUGCAGUUGAAAAUUUAACGACAUCAGACUUAAGAUAUCUGAAUUCAAAAUUAGAAUCAGAAGGACUCGUAAAAAAUGCAUCAGGUAAUACUCAAGUAUUCAAAUGUGCAAUUUGCCUUAAUAAUGUUAAUGAUUUCACGAUUUCUACAUGUGGCCAUGUAUUUUGUCGAAAAUGCAUUGAAAAAUGGCUAGAAUCAUCAAACACUUGUCCUAAAUGUCAUUGUUCAAUUACAGCAAAUGAUAUUAUCGUUCCCAAAGUUUCGGAUCCCGAUAUUGAAGAUGAAAGCCAACCCGUGUUAGUCUCAGUAUCUAAUAACGCAAUUAUUGCUAACAAAUCGCUUUUAUAUGUAAUAGUUUUUGUUGUUCUUUUAUUAUUCUUCAUUCCUUUUACUUAA